This is a messenger RNA of Aspergillus nidulans FGSC A4, 3206 nucleotides long. RefSeq names its product protein chkC. Lineage: Eukaryota; Fungi; Ascomycota; Eurotiomycetes; Eurotiales; Aspergillaceae. The transcript has 3 exons. The coding region runs from base 1 to 3024 and encodes 1007 amino acids. Gene Ontology annotation, molecular function: protein kinase activity; kinase activity; nucleotide binding. The record is from RefSeq and is a predicted model, not a curated record.
AUGGAGGCAACCCAAGAAUCAACUCAGCCAUACACGGACCCUCGACGCGGCGGGCUUAAUGCUUCUGGAUUACUUGAAGAAGACUUGUCAGACGUCAUUUGUAUCCUCCACCCUAGCUCCCCUCAGGCUCUCGAGGCGGUGGCGGCUACAGCUCGUGUCGCGCCCUGGCAUAUUUUGCAGAGAGACGAUCUGGAGUAUGAAGUCCCUAGCACUGCGGCCCUAGACAUUGCCCUUAGACUGUCUUCCAAUGUGAUGGACCCAAGCCGGGGAUUCUCCUUUGGGCGUACCAUCGGCCGUUCCGAUAUCCUCCUCUGUGCAGACAAUGGAUCCAAGCGUAUCUCCAACACCCACUUCCGCAUUUACAUCACAACCGAUUCCAUUCUCAUGCUUGAGGAUGUUUCUACGAACGGUACCAUUGUAGACAACUGCCGCCUAAAAAAACGAGACAGAGAAAACAGCCGGAUGCUAACGAACGGCUCCGUCAUUUCGGUCGUCAAUGGUGAUUACGCGACGAACGAAGUCAAGUUCGUGGUGCGUUUGCCUAAUAGAGAAGGGUUUACCGAUCUAUAUGCCAAGAACCUUCAGAAUUACCUUGGCCGAGUCUAUGGUGGCGCCCCUGGCACUGUGCAACCUGGGAGACGUCACCCGUCAGCCCUCAGCAUUCCGCCAUGGAAUAGUCACGGGAUGCAUUGGUCGGGUGGCCCAACUUACAAUGUCACCGGCCAGAUUGGAAAGGGUGCAUUUGCUGUGGUUUAUAAGCUGGCUACAAAACAACAUGGAGCCGUGUUUGCGGCCAAGGAACUCGACAAACGCCACUUCAUGAAGAAUGGUGUUUUGAAUCAAAAAGUUGAUAAUGAGUUGAAGAUCAUGAAAGAUCUAAAGCAUCCAAACAUUGUCCAGUACAUUGAUCACCAUGAGCAUGACCGCUGGAUCUAUAUCAUCAUGGAGUACGUCCCUUGCGGCGAAUUAUCAACGUAUUUACAGAACAUGGUCAACAUUCCUGAGGAUAUGGUGAAAACAAUUGCACGUCAAAUACUCCACGCGCUGAAAUAUCUUCAUAAGCGAAAAAUCACACAUCGUGACAUCAAACCGGACAAUAUCCUGAUCGCAUCCCAUGAGCCACUGAAAGUGAAGCUCUCGGAUUUUGGCCUGUCCAAAGUUGUCCAAGAGGAGACGUUUCUCAAAACUUUUUGCGGGACUCUCCUCUACUGCGCUCCAGAGGUCUACCCUGAGUACGAUAUGUAUCGACGUGGGGAGGUGAGGAAGCGACGCAGGGUCGGUGAUCCGCUCCCGAAAACCUCCCCAUAUGAUCAAUCCGUGGAUAUGUACUCCUUGGGUGCUGUUCUUUACCACCUCCUAGCUGGCAUUCCUCCAUACACCGGCCGAGGCGAUGACAGAGGAGCACAGAUGUUACGAACAAUUAUGACAACAGAACCAGACUAUCAGAUACUCCGCGAAGCUGGCGUCUCCGAGGAGGGCAUUGACUUGGUAUCUAAGCUGUUGAACCGUGACCCUCAGCUUCGUCCCAAGGAGCUGGAGUGCCUCAAACACCCUUGGCUAGUUGAUAUCCCCGACAUUGACGAAUACGAAGAUGACGACUUACUGUCCAAUUACUCAGACGGGCUUUCUGCUAUCGGUGAAGUCGCCGAGGAUGAGUUAGAUGCCUCUCAACUAUCCCUGGAAGAAAAUCCGGAUUUCGGAGACGAUUUAGCUGAGAACGACAGCGACCUUGCCCAAUCAAAACGCCCCAGGAUUAAUUCACCCCCUCCAGAUGUCGGUUAUCCGUCGCUGCCCAAACUUGAGGUUUCCCAGGACCAUCAGCAAAUAUCCCAUGCCACUCCGAGGCGCCUCUUCGGUGAAAUAACUUCAUCAGCUUUACGCAGCUCCCAUGCCUUGGGUGACAACAUGGAUGCAUUCGAGGAUGACCAUCACAGUGUCCAGGAUUUCAUUUCUUCUACCGGUGAGUCGAUGAUCAGUUAUGGCGGUAGCCUCAACUCCGUCCUAUCCCUCCCGGAAAACCCCGUUGCUGGAUCGGCACUUAGCUUACUGGGCGCUGAGAAACUCGUCCGGCAGCUCAACAUGAACUCGUGGCACCCUGGCACUUCCAGAAACCCUCUCCUCUCCACCGAGGCAGCAAGCCCUCAACCCAGUGAGGAUGAUGGGCUUGCUGACGAUAAAGUUCAAAAAGAAUUUCCGCAAGCUGGUUCUCUCAUGACCCCAAAAGCUGCCAAAUUCAAGCGACGAAUUGAGUUGCCCUUACCGGACACUGCGAGCGAACGUUCUGGCUCGGAUGAUAGUAAUAUGCGAGAUGCAGAUGGCCAAUAUAGGAACUUGACGCGCGAACCAGAGAUUUUUGACAUCGAACUUGCUAACACCAUCGACGCCAAAACCGGACAGCUGAUUCCCGAUUAUGCUGAAUCAAGGGGCUUUCAACCACCCGCAGACCCUUCCAGAGCUGGUGGGCCUGUUGGGGUCCUGAGACCCUUGCCGACACCAGGCGAGUCUCGACCCCUACUAGGAAAACUAACCACUCUUCCUGGGUCUAUCUUUGAUCUUACCCUCCGUCUGGAGGACCGAAUGACAUCUUGGGGCCGUGGUCCUCAGGCAAGUAUCUGUUAUCCUGACCCCAUGGAUGCGCGCAUUCCGGCCUACGCUCUUGAAAUCACUUUUUGGGCUCCAAGACUGGAAGAACGUAUUGCUUCUGGACAGGACUGGAUGACUAUCCCAGGGACAAUGGCCCAUCUUUCAACGAAAACGCGCAAGUGUAUCUGGGUGAACGAUGUUGAACUCCAGAAAGGUCCAGAAGGAGGCUUUCAUUUUGGCAAGCUGUAUACUGGUGAUAUCAUUACGGUAUAUCGGCACCGCAACAAGUUUCUGAAAUUCAAGUGCGAGUUUUAUCAUGGAGACAGCGCACGCGAACGACCUGAGAAUGAGAAAGGAUUUGUGGUACGCAAAGUCCUGACAUCUAAGAGCACAGCAGUCAAUCAGCAACCGGUGCGGCGCAACGCCAUUUCGAAAGAAUAGUUUUGUUCGACAAAAUCUCAAUGAUGAGACUUGGGCUACUUUGAUUUAAAGUGCACUUUUUUUGAGCUUUAGGAUGAGAAUGUAGGUAUUGGUGCUUUAGACUGCUGCCGCUUUUGGAGAUGUCCACCUCGAAACUAGAUACAACGCAACAUACAAAGCUGAUUAAUAGGAACUGGGAACAC